AUGAGUAUCGUGUCCACUUUGUUCAGCUUCCCUUUCCUUACGCUGUUGGCAGCAACGGAGACAAUUCUCGGUGUCAAGGUGCUACAGUGCCCCAACAAUCUACAGAGUCGUUUAAUCUUUACGACUGUUGUCGUUCUCAUAAAUUAUGGGUUUGGACUCCUAUUCUGGUUGUUCCUACACCCGCGUUUUCUAAGCCCCCUGCGGCACAUUCCAGGUCCCAGGGCGUUCUUCAGCGAUACCCUUCGAGCCAUAAUUGUCAAAGAUGAACCUUCGGGAAACCGCUUCCUCCGACUGGCGAAGAAGUAUUCAGCACAAGACAUGAUAGUGCUCAAUGUCGCUGCAACCGAGAUAUUCGUCACCAACCCUCGGCUUCUGGCCGACGUGCUGGUCAACAACUGUUACGAUUUCGCCAAGCCAACCAAGGUCAGCUCAUUCCUGCGGCACAUCCUUGGCGACGGCCUCAUCAUCGUGGAAGGAGAUGAACAUAAGUUUCUCCGCAAAAACACCAUGCCUGCUUUCCAAUUCCGGCAUAUCAAGAAUUUGUAUCCAAUGAUGUGGACUAAAGCUGAGGCUCUGGUGAACGCCCUCACCCAGGAAAUUGCUCCAGAUCCCAUCGACGAAGGGCAAGACUCUGCGGUUGUGGAUCUGACAUUCUGGGCCAGCAAAAUCACGCUUGAUAUCAUCGGUGUUGCCGGGUUGGGUCACGACAUGAAUACUAUCGAGAAGUCCGGCGAUCCGCUUCAUGAAAUAUACACGAAACUCCUCGAUCCAACUCCCGAGAAAUUGGUCUACUCAAUGCUUGGCUUGAUGUUUGGCAUGAGAUUUGCUAAUAAGGCAAGCAGACACGAGACUACCGCAUCGGCCUUGACAUGGGCCUGUUACCUGCUAGCGAAGCAGCCGGAAAUUCAGAGGAAAGUCAGAGAAGAAGUCCUCGAGAGUAUCACACCGGGCGUCACCGGCGGGCUCAUAUCUGACCUUGCUGGUAAUUUGGAGCAGUUGCCUUAUCUCAAUGGCACCAUCAACGAAACACUGCGCCUAUACCCUACAGUGCCCAUGAUACAGCGACAAGCGAUCAGAGACACACAGAUCGGAAAGCAAUUCAUCCCAAAGGGUACAACCAUAGCCAUUUCCAUCUGGUACGUUAACCGCUGUCCUGAUUUCUGGGGCCCGGACGCGUGCGAGUUCCGACCGGAGAGAUGGGUCACGAACGACCUGAAGCCGAACAAGAACGGGGGAGCGAGCAGCAACUACGAUUUUUUGACAUUUUCGCGCGGACCGCGCAACUGCAUCGGCCAGGGAUUUGCAAAAGCGGAGAUGCGAUGUCUUUUGGCGGCCAUGGCUAUGUCUUUCACAUGGGAUUUGGCCAUGGACGAUAAAAAGGUAGUGCCAAGGGGCGUCAUCACCAUCAAGCCGGAGAACGGGAUGUACUUGAGGCUGACGCCCCUGCGAAAGAAUACUUCUUAG
This is a messenger RNA of Verticillium alfalfae VaMs.102, 1464 nucleotides long. RefSeq names its product cytochrome P450 4F4. Bases 1 to 1464 code for a protein of 487 amino acids. NCBI's taxonomy places the organism in Eukaryota, Fungi, Ascomycota, Sordariomycetes, Glomerellales, Plectosphaerellaceae. Gene Ontology annotation, molecular function: oxidoreductase activity, acting on paired donors, with incorporation or reduction of molecular oxygen; monooxygenase activity; heme binding. The record is from RefSeq and is a predicted model, not a curated record. The transcript has 3 exons.